Acanthocheilonema viteae is the source of this 828-nucleotide messenger RNA. Lineage: Eukaryota; Metazoa; Nematoda; Chromadorea; Rhabditida; Onchocercidae. The record is from the annotation of a GenBank genome assembly.
AUGGAAAGUGAGGAUAAUGAUAAUAAAAUGCUACCUGUUGGUUCGGCGGUUACAUUGAAAGGUAAGCAAUAUCGUAUCCAAUCAGAGCUCUACAAUGGACCAUUUAGCAAAGUUUAUGCAAUCAAUGAAGGCUGCAUGCAAUAUGCGAUGAAGAUUGAGCGAACAACAGGAUCGAAAAGGCCUGUAUUGAAAUUGGAUGCAUUAGUGCUAAAGCAACUUAAUCAUCAAAAUAUUGCCGCGGGAUUUCCACGUUUAAUUGCUGCUGGCAGGACACCACUUUACAAAUAUAUCAUCAUGGAAUUGGUUGGUCCAGAUUUACAACGCCUGAGACGCUCGAUACCAGCAAAAAAAUUCAGUCUCUCGACAGCUCUUAAACUUGCAUCGCAAACAUUAAGACGUAUCGAAGCACUUCAUGAUAGCGGCUGGCUUUGCCGUGAUGUUAAAGCGAAUAAUUUUUGCAUUGGGAGGAAAAAUAUGGGAUUAAUUUACAUGCUUGAUUUUGGUUUUGCACGACGAUUCAUUCGUGAAAAUGGUACAUUGAUUGAGCGGCGAAAUGCAGCCAGUUUAAUGGGUACAAUAUAUUAUGCACCGAUGAGUGCACAUAAUUUUUCGGAACAAUGUCGAAAAGAUGACUUGGAAUCAUGGUUUUAUAUGAUCAUUGAAAUGAUCGUUGGAAAUUUGCCGUGGUUCAUCCAUGAUCCCAAAAGAGAGUAUUUGUUAGUUGGUGAAUGGAAAAAAUUCACACGUGGUUCCGGUAGACAAUUACUACUUGGCGAUUCUCCUCAGGAAUUUGAGAAAAUUCUUGAUAUCAUCGACCAAACGGCGUAA